Penicillium brasilianum is the source of this 951-nucleotide messenger RNA. The record is from the annotation of a GenBank genome assembly. NCBI's taxonomy places the organism in Eukaryota, Fungi, Ascomycota, Eurotiomycetes, Eurotiales, Aspergillaceae.
AUGGCAUCUGCAUUCUCGCCAGCGCAGCUCAGCAAGUAUCUCAAGCAUUUGGCACUGCCCCCUGAAUAUGACCAACACAUCGACAAUCCGCACUCUUUCCCCAAGACGGAAGACGCUCUCACGACUCUAUUCCGGGGUCAAAUCACACGCUUCCCAUACGACAAUCUGUCCGUGCAUUACUCCAACACCGACGUGAUUGACAUUCGCCCGGAAAGCAUCUACCCAAAAUUCAUGGGCCCCGCAGACUCCCAACCAUCGAGACGGGGAGGCUACUGCCUAGAAUGUAGUAUCUUCUUCUACCACGUUCUCCUCGGCUUGGGAUUCUUGACCUAUACCACGGGUGUCCGCAAUCGGGCACGAAUUGACGGCGUCCCUCAAGGCGAAUACAGAGGCUGGACGCAUAUUGUGAAUAUUGUGCAGCUUCCAUCGGGGGAGCAGUACCAUGUUGACGCUGCAUUUGGUGGCGAUGGACCUACGCGACCGCUGAGACUGGUUUCGGGGCAACCUGUGCAUAACCUCGGGACGCAAGAGGUGCAACUGGUAUAUGGAAAUAUUCCCAAACAGACACGCCCAGAGCAGAAGCUUUGGAUCUAUCAGUAUCGCAAUGGGCCAACCAAGGAAUGGAACUCUUUUUAUUCGUUCGCGGAAUUCGAGUUUUACCAAGAUGACUUUGAAGUGAUCAAUCGGUAUACGAGCUGGGAAGCUAGGGAUAGAGGCAAUUUUUGGAUCGUCAAGUUUCUCCGUGGUGGAGAGGUGGAUGGUCUUCCACUAAUUGAUGGUGAGGGUACUUUUGACGAUACGGAGGCAGUUCCAAUUGUGGGGAAACUCAUGUAUGUCAAUGGAGUGGUGAAGCUGAACAUGGGAGGAAAGACGCGGGUGAUUGAUUCAUAUCAGAGCGAAGAGGAAAAGUUUGCGGGUCUCAAGAAAUGGUUCGGGAUGACCUUUGAAUAG